AUGUCGGCCGCUGCGCUUGUUCUCCGCGGCUGUCAGUUCGUCUUCUCCCUCAUCUCCUUCAGUAUCCUAGCAGCGGCGGAUGGCAACCUAACGGCGUUCAGCACGGGCCAGUUCCUGCUGGCGGCGGGCAUCAUCGCGUUCAUCUUCUCGUUCGUCGCCAUCGUCGCAGGCAUCGCAGCCGUCGCCAGCAGCUCGCUGAGGGACAAGCAGUCGCGCAUGUACCUCUUCUUCGCCGUUGAAAGCUUCCUCAACGUGUGUCUGCUCUUCGGGGCUGCCUGCACGGGCGCCAACGUGUUCGGCGAGUCAUGCGGCUACUUGAGCAACACCUACGACGCGUUCCUCCCAGCGACCAACACGUGCACCUACGCCAAGACCUCAGUCGCCUUUGCAUUCCUCGCCUCAUUCGCUUUCAUGGGCACACACUGGUACUAUGUAUUCGCCAUGAAUCGCGGCUAG
Messenger RNA from Closterium sp. Naga37s-1, 456 nucleotides. The record is from the annotation of a GenBank genome assembly. NCBI's taxonomy places the organism in Eukaryota, Viridiplantae, Streptophyta, Zygnematophyceae, Desmidiales, Closteriaceae.